Messenger RNA from Silurus meridionalis, 4732 nucleotides. It is a transcript of the gene slc4a5a, whose product is annotated as solute carrier family 4 member 5a. Gene Ontology annotation, biological process: regulation of intracellular pH; transmembrane transport; monoatomic anion transport. NCBI's taxonomy places the organism in Eukaryota, Metazoa, Chordata, Actinopteri, Siluriformes, Siluridae. Bases 133 to 3456 code for a protein of 1107 amino acids. The transcript is spliced from 25 exons. Gene Ontology annotation, cellular component: plasma membrane. The record is from RefSeq and is a predicted model, not a curated record. Gene Ontology annotation, molecular function: monoatomic anion transmembrane transporter activity; solute:inorganic anion antiporter activity; sodium:bicarbonate symporter activity.
UACGCGAGUGUGUGUGUGAAUGAAACAGAGGUGCUACAGUUUCUGUGGACUUUCAGCUCUUUCAGUCGCCUUUAUUUUCAUGGCGCAUUCAUGAAUCCCUUUGAUUAGCACGACUCUUUAGGUGAAACCAGGAUGAACCAUGAUAGAGGGAUGAGCAAUAGUCACUACCAUUAUGACGACGACGAAGACGAAGAUCAUCAGUCUAUUUACAUCGGCGUUCCCGUACCACGGGGCUACAGGCGCAAGCGACGCCGGAGGCACUCGUCCAUCUCCAGUCAUGACAUCACAGAUAUCGAAAGGAAUGUUCGCGAGGAUCGGCAGCGCCACGAGCGCUACGAGUCCGAGGACACCGAACGCUACGAUCUGGAGCAACAAGAACGCAGCCUCCAUCCACCUGAAGUCACUCGCACCAUGUCCCCAGCUGCAGAGCGCCUGAGAUAUAUUUUAGGAGAUGAAGAAGACGCCAUGCCCACGCCCACCCUCUUCACCGAGAUGGAUACACUCCAACACGAGGGAGACGAGCUCGAGUGGAGGGAGUCAGCCAGGUGGGUAAAGUUCGAGGAAAAGGUUGAGGAGGGCGGGGAGCGCUGGAGCAAACCGCACGUCUCCACGUUGUCUCUGCACAGCCUGUUCGAGCUCCGCACGUGUCUGCAAACGGGCGUAGUGCUGCUGGACCUGGAGGGCUACUCACUCCCUCAGAUCGUUGAUGACAUAAUCGAGCGCCACAUCGAGGAGGGCAUGUUGAGUCCGGAUCUAAGGGACAAGAUCAGCUUCGUGCUGCUGAGGAAACAUAGACACCAGACCAAGAAACCCAUCCACCGCUCGCUGGCCGACAUCGGCAAAGGAAGCUCCGCCCCCAGUCGUAGUCCAGCCCGGAUUCCAGAAACCGCUUCCAGCUUCAAUCGCUCCACAGAGGAUCUGCACAACAAACACGGCGGCAACUACGGGCGACUUCGUCACGCCCAGAGCAGGAGUAUGAAUGAUAUCGUGGACACGCCAAGCACCGACCAGCUAAAGAACAAGUUCAUGAAGAAGAUCCCCAGGGAUGCUGAGGCCUCCAAUGUGCUUGUUGGUGAAGUGGACUUCCUUGACAAACCCUUUGUGGCCUUUGUACGACUUGCGCAAGCCACAACACUAGGAGGCCUGACCGAGGUUCCAGUUCCCACCAGGUUUUUGUUUGUGCUUCUGGGCCCCACUGGCAAAGGCAAGUCCUACAACGAAAUUGGACGUGCAAUUGCUACACUAAUGGUGGAUGAUCUCUUCAGUGACGUGGCGUAUAAGGCCCGGGACCGAGAGGAUCUAAUUGCGGGCAUCGAUGAGUUCUUGGAUGAGGUGACUGUGCUUCCACCUGGCGAAUGGGACCCCAAAAUUCGCAUUGAGCCACCCAAAAAAGUGCCCUCUGCUGACAAGAGGAAGUCGGUGUUCUCUCUGAACGAGCUGGGCCAGAUGAAUGGCAACGCAGGAGCCGGGGGUGGUAGUGCAGAGGAUGAGGAGAUGCCCGUGCCACACGAGCUCGGUGAAGAGCUGGCAUACACAGGCAGGUUUUGCGGAGGUCUGUUCCUGGACAUCAAAAGAAAAAUACCAUGGUAUCUCAGCGACUUCUAUGAGGGUUUUCACAUCCAGUCGAUCUCAGCCGUGCUCUUUAUAUACCUGGGCUGCAUCACCAAUGCAAUUACCUUUGGUGGCCUGCUGGGAGACGCGACAGACAAUUACCAGGGAGUGAUGGAGAGUUUCCUGGGUACAGCCUUGGCUGGGACGGUCUUCUGCCUUUUUGGCGGUCAGCCCCUCAUUAUCCUCAGUUCCACCGGACCCAUCCUUAUCUUCGAGAAGCUGCUUUUUGAAUUCAGCAAGAGCAGCGAUAUUGACUACAUGGAGCUGAGGUUGUGGAUCGGCAUGCACUCGUGCCUCCAGUGCUUAAUCCUGGUGGCCACCGACGCCAGUUACAUCAUCAAAUACAUGACGCGCUUCACGGAGGAGGGCUUCUCCAGCCUCAUCUCCUUCAUCUUCAUCUCGGACGCUAUCAAGAAGAUGGCUGGUUCCUUCAGCUACUAUCCCAUCAACACCAACUUCCAGCCGGACUUCAUCACCUCGUACAAGUGCGAGUGUGUCGCGCCAGACACGAUUCCUGUGCUCGAUAAUACGUCUGUUCUCUCCGGUAUGAAUAUAACAGCUCUGGACUGGAGUCAGCUCAGCAAGAAAGAGUGUCUCAAAUACGGCGGCCAGCUGCUGGGAAGCUCCUGCAAGUUCAUCCCAGAUCUGGCGCUCAUGUCCUUCAUCUUGUUCUUCGGCACCUACUCCAUGACUGUCUCGCUGAAGAAGUUCAAGUUUAGCCGCUACUUUCCGACCAAGAUGAGGAAGCUCAUCAGUGACUUCUCCAUCUUCAUGUCCAUCAUGACGUUCGUGGGUUUGGACAUGCUCAUGGGGCUGAAGACUCCCAAACUAAUAGUGCCAACUGAGUUCAAGCCCACACGCCCAGACCGCGACUGGAUCGUCAUGCCGUUUGGGAAAAACCCGUGGUGGGUGUGUGUCGGGAGCUUCGUUCCCGCUCUCCUCGUCACCAUCCUGAUGUUCAUGGACCAGCAGAUUAGCGCCGUCAUCGUCAACAGGAAGGAGAACAAACUGAAGAAAGGGUGCGGGUACCACCUGGACCUGUUUUGGGUCGGUGUCCUGGUGUUCGCCUGCUCGUUUAUGGGCCUGCCAUGGUAUGUAGCAGCUACGGUCAUCUCCAUCGCCCACAUCGACUCCCUGAAGAUGGAGAGCGAGUCCAGCGCUCCGGGAGAACAGCCACAGUUCCUGGGUGUGAGGGAACAGCGACUCACAGGAAUCCUCGUCUUCAUCCUAACCGGAGUCUCCAUCUUCCUCGCCCCGAUCCUGCAGUUCAUCCCGAUGCCGGUGCUCUAUGGGGUGUUUCUCUACAUGGGCGUCGCGUCUCUUGGGGGCAUCCAGUUCUGGGACAGGAUCAAACUGUUCCUGAUGCCGGCAAAGCACCAGCCGGACUACGCCUACCUGCGGCACGUUCCUCUCCGGAGAGUUCACCUGUUCACUCUGGUGCAAGUCAUCUGCCUGACCGUCCUCUGGGUCCUCAAAUCCACCUUCCUCGCCAUCAUCUUCCCCGUCAUGAUCCUGGGCCUGAUGUUGGUGCGCAAGCUGCUCGACAUGGUGUUUUCUCAGCACGACCUGGCCUGGAUCGACGACCUCCUGCCCGGGAAAGAGGAGAAGAAGGAUGACAAGAAGGAGGACGGUGGAAAGAAGGAAAAGAAGAAGGUCAGGAGAGAAGAGGAGAGUGAGGAUGAGGAGAAGUUCCACCCGUACACUGACUGUGCUGUGGACGAUUUGGACGUAGACCGCAGGUACUGUGUGCUCAAACUGCACGUCCCCUACCGAGACCUCUUAGAUCCCCCUGACUCGGGCUCUGAGUGGGCUGCACGCUGUCAACCGGGCACCUUUUACCGCUGAUGUGCACUAACCACGCACACACACACACACACACACACCAGAUUUGUACCUUCGUACAGGUUUUUCCGAAUAUAUAUAUUAAGAGAAAUUUCUUCCUAAAAAUUAUUUUACGUAUUAUUUGGACCCACGACGUGUUUAAAUGCGCCACGUACAUUUCCGUGCACCUGUAAGCAAUGCAGAUAGAUCGGAUCCCGCACAUCUGUCCAGAUGUUCCCGGGUUCGUGUUAGGUAACGGGUUUUGUUUGCGUUUCGCAAAAAGCCGAGACGCAACACAGGCGCAGACAAAAAGGGCGCAUGUUUUGUUUUUCGCAGCAGGUUGUUUUGGUUGUUUCUUUCUGGUUGUAUCUGGGGUGUGCUUUAAGCCCCCUUUUUUUUGUUGUUUUAUGUAUUUUUUUUCUGACCGCAGUUAAACGGAAAAUCCUCUGACAAGAGCGACUGAUUUAGUCCAGAAUCAAUGUCCUGGACUUCUCAUUUGCUUUAUUUCAUCUUUAUUUUAAUGUCCUGGAAAUGUGCUAAACCAAAAAACCAAAACAAAUACACUCUGUGGACAAAAAGUAUUCGGACACCCUGACUUCUCCGGCCAUAUGUGCUUCUUUCCAUCCGUAUUUUGGACUAGCAUGAGAUUUUGCCUACACUUGAACUUGGACACCCCGAAUCCGUUCCAGCAUGACAUAAGGAUCUUCAACUUCAUCAGGACCUGAAAUCAUGAACACCCCUGCGUCUGAAAUCUCCACAAAAUCUAGUGAAACAUCAUCCCAGAAGAGAGGAGGUUCUAAUCACAGAACAUAUAGUCUAGAAAAUAUUAAAUAUAGGAUAUAGAAAUUAAGGAAAAAUAUCUAGAAAUCGAAUUCAUUCUCAUAUAAUUGGAAUCGUGGAAAUGGCCAUUAUGAGAUCAAUCUAAAUAUUCAUAUUCCAGAUGUUUUUGUUUAUGGAUAUACGGAUGCGAUUUUGGCACCUGGAUACCGAAUGAGUUGCAGGUCUGAAUCCAUCCGUCUGAUCCGCAGAGUAAUGGAAGGAUGAGCUCAGGUGAGGUGGCUUUCAGAGCAGCUGCAGACUGGAUGAGAUCACGUCUCAGAGCGGGGACACGUCUGGCCAAAUGUUUAUUACCACAUCAUUAAUAAAGCAGGUCUUUUUUUUUUUUGCGCAAGACAAACUUCAGGUUGCCAUACAAAGAUUUCUUUUGUUCCUUCUUUCAUUUCUUCCUUCCUUUCAUCUUUUUUUCCUAAAAUAUCCAUCAUUCAUUCCUUCAUUUUGUCUUUUAUUCCAUCCUUCCUUG